Molecule: messenger RNA, 4381 nt
Organism: Laccaria bicolor S238N-H82
Lineage: Eukaryota; Fungi; Basidiomycota; Agaricomycetes; Agaricales; Hydnangiaceae
Exons: 17
Coding region: 1-4194 (1397 amino acids)
Biological process (GO): regulation of GTPase activity; mitotic actomyosin contractile ring assembly actin filament organization; regulation of actin cytoskeleton organization
Cellular component (GO): cytoplasm; mitotic actomyosin contractile ring
Molecular function (GO): GTPase activator activity; actin filament binding; calmodulin binding
Source: RefSeq, a predicted model, not a curated record
AUGGGCUUGCCAAAUCGUAUACCACUAAAGGCUCCUACGCUAUCUCCCUCCCCGCUACCCUCUGCUCGCCUAUCAGGUGGCUUGUGGGCUGACAAACAGAGACACCUAAUUCAAGCUUACGAGUACCUUUGCCACGUUGGUGAGGCACAACAGUGGAUCGAGGGUUGUCUAGGUGAAGAGUUAGAAUUCGGCGUCGUCGAGAUGGAGGAGGGACUGAGAAAUGGCAUUGUACUAGCAAAGCUAGUUCGAGUCUUUCGAGGUGACGCAGCUGUGCGAAAGAUAUACGAGGCUCCGAAAUUAGACUUUCGACAUUCGGACAAUAUUAAUUACUUCUUCAAUUUUGUUCGUCACGUUGGCCUUCCCGAGGGUUUUAUAUUCGAGUUGACCGACCUGUACGAGAAGAAAAACCUGCCGAAGGUCAUUUACUGUAUCCAUGCUUUGAGCCAUCUUUUGGCUCGUCGUGGCAUGGCCGAACGCAUCGGAAAUUUACUCGGCCAGCUUCAGUUCUCCGAUGACCAGCUGCAACGAACGCAAAAGGGCUUGAAAGACGCAGGUGUAGCCAUGCCUAAUUUUGGGAACGUUGGCAGAGAACUGGCGAAAGAAAUAAACGAAGAGCUGGAGAUCGAGGCAGAAACCGAGGAUGAAUAUCGUGAUCGCUUACUUCUAGAGAACGAAGCAUCGAUUAUCGCAUUCCAGGCCCAUGCACGCAGCUUUCUUACUAGGAAGACGCAGCAGACUUUGCACGGAAGAAUCCGACUAGCAGAGCGUCACAUUUCGAAACUUCAAACUCACUGCCGCGGCCUAUUGCUUCGGAAACGUUUGUUCAGCCAAAGGCGGGCUAGAAUCAAAUUAACGCCUUGGAUUGUUCAAGCUCAAAUUCGUGGUGUUCUGCAGCGUCGUCGUUUCGCUCGUUUGAAGGCUAAUCUCAGAAAGUUCAAUUUCCCCAUCAUGCGAUUUCAAGCUGUGGCUCGCGCACAUCUCACUCGAAGAACGAGGGUCGAACUUUCGAAAACCUUUUUUCGGCCUGAUGUCGAGUUGUCUAUCAUUUCUUUCCAAUCGCUUGCACGUGGAGCACUCGUCAGGCGACAAGCCAGCUUGCGUUUCAGGAUACUCAAGCGGUUUGGAUCGACCUUCACCGCCUUGCAAGCUCAUUGUCGCGGUAUUCUCGUCAGGAGACGGAUGCGGGCUCAAGUGGCGAAGCUGGAGAAUGUGUCACACGUGGUGGUUCGGAUACAAGCUGCCGUUCGGACGUAUCUGGCAAGGAAGCGUCUACUUUUACUAAUCCGUGGUCUCAGAAAAGCUACUCCCAUAGUCGUGGGCUUGCAAGCUCGCGCCAGAGCGAGCUUAAAACGUCAGCAGCACCAGAGUAUCAACAAGGCGCUGGCAGAGGUUCAGUCCGUCAUUUCUGUUGGCAACUUGCAAGCACUUGCGAGGGCAAGUCUUGUUCGCAAUAAGCACCGUCAAAUCAACAAGAAGCUCACGGUGGCAUUGCCUGAUAUCGUGGGUUUUCAGGCGACAGCUCGCGCAUGGUUGUUGCGGCGGGACUUUUGCCCUUGGAGGGAUCACCUGCUGCGAAGUCAAACGGUGGCCACGAAUUUACAGGCCAUGCUCCGGGGGACUUUGCAAAGGCGGGCAUUCCGCGCGAAGAUGGAUUACUAUUCUGCCAAUCUACGUAAGGUUGUAAUAAUUCAGUCACUAUUUCGCGCUAAAGAAACGCGGGAGCAAUACCGGCAGUUAACAUUGGGGAAAAACGUAACUGUCGGAACGAUCAAGAAUUUCGUUCACCUUCUUGACGAUUCUGAAGCUGAUUUCCAAGAGGAAAUUAAGGUCGAAAGACUCAGGAAACGUGUUGUGGAACACAUUCGGGAAAAUCAGGCACUCGAGAAUGAGGUCAACGAUUUAGAGGUUAAGAUUGCGCUCAUCGUCCAAAAUGUCAAGAGCUUCGACGAGUUGAUCAAAGCGAGGAAAAGACAUGGGGCGGACAGUGCUGCGGCACACGCUGCCAGAGUUUCUCUCUUGGCGGCGUAUGGUGACCCAUUUUCUGGCCCUAAUACGCUCGAUCAAGACGCGCGGCGGAAACUGGAGCUGUAUCAACAGCUCUUUUAUCUCCUUCAAACUCGUGGCGAAUACCUAAGCAAGCUCUUUGUCCGUUCAUCUGUGGAGACAUGUUCAGAGACAAGCCGUCGUUUUAUCGAGAGGGUGGUAUUGACCCUAUUUGGUUAUGGCCAAGAUCGCAGGGAAGAUUUCUUGUUGCUGAAACUGUUCCAGGCGAGCACUCUUCCUUUCAACAUCCAGCUUGCUAUUAGGGAUGAGAUUGCUGCUGCAUCGACUGUGAACGACAUCGUGCGCGGUCACCCAAUAUACAUCAACAUCGCUGUUCAUUAUAUUCGUCCGAGGCAAGUCACAUACGUCAAGGAUGCAUAUCAAUCCAUCAUCCGAGAGGUCAUCGAUUCCGCUGAUCUCGACCUUGAAGUUGACCCUUCUGUAAUUCAUCGAGCGAGGAUAGAUGUAGAAGAAAUGAGGUCAGGAGUGUUGAGCUCUCAACCAAAAGAUAUUCCUUUCCGUGAAGCCCUCGCGGAUCCGGAUACUAGAGGAAUAUACAUUCGUCAUCUUCAAGUCCUCCAAUGGUGGACAGAAGCAUUUGUAACCGCCAUCACUCAAUCGACAAGGAAGAUGCCAUAUGGAAUGCGCUAUCUAGCCAGGGAGACCCUUCUCAGCCUCCGGAGCAAGUUCCCCGACGCCUCGGAUGAAAUAUAUGCCACAUGCAUAGGCCGUCUUGUGUACUAUCGCUACAUCAACCCCGCUAUAAUAACACCAGAAACAUUUGACAUUGUCUCUAAAACCGUCAACAUAGCCGCCCGAAAGAACCUUGCGCAAAUAUCAAAGAUCCUCACACAGAUUAUGAGUGGAGAGGUGUUCGAUGAUGACAAUCCUAUCUACGUGCCGAUAAAUGAUUAUGUUCGAAAAGCAAUACUUCAAAUGUCUGCCUGGCUCAUAGAAGUUGCGGAUGUACCGGAUGCUGAGUCCCAAUUUCAUGCUCAUGAAUUCUUGGAUGCGACUGUUCAACCAAAACCCAUAUAUAUCUCGCCAAAUGAGAUAUAUACCGUCCACUCUUUACUGUCUCAGCAUCAAGAUUAUUUGAAUGCAAGCAAUGAUGAUACGCUAAAGGUCAUUCUUGCAGAACUGGGCGGUGUCCCACACCUCGACAACGAAGAACUCAAAGAUGCCCGAGAUUCUGCGAUUACACUUGAGCUCACGAAUCGAUUUGCCGACGUUCGUGACCCCCUUGCCGAAGAGAAAACACUUUGGGUUCAGGCCAAACGCGGCGUCCUCGCAAUACUUCGAGUGCAACCGGCCCAGGAUCUAAUUGAGGCUUUGAUGCGUAGGGUGACUGAGGAUGAUGAAUUAAUGUGGGAAGAAAUUCUUGAUGCUGAAAUGGAGAACGAGAUGCGGCACAAUCCACGGCGCCAGCCAUCCGCCGUUGCCAACGAUUCGGCCUACCGACUUGAAGACAUUCGAUCAUUAAAGUUUGCUGCUGUUAAAGCCCUUGCGAUCGCCAACUUACUAGAGCUUGAGAAAGGCGGAAAAAUUAGCCGUGCCGACGGAUUCCAAGGCAUUUUGAAUGCCAUUGCGGGUGAUGUGCGCAGCAAGCAUAGGAAACGCAUCCAGCGUCAGCAAGAGAUGACGAAUAUGAAUGAAGCUCUUCGACAAUUGGCCGAGCGGAAGAAGUAUUUUGAGGAACAAAUCGAUAGUUAUCACAGCUACGCCGAGACAGCAAUGAAUACUAUGCAGAGGGGAAAGGGCAAAAAGCGCUUCGUCCUCCCAUUCACAAAACAGUAUUUUCAUCUUCGAGAUUUACAGAGGUCAGGACAGACUCCACAAUUCGGAUCAUUCCUCUAUACUGCCAAAUAUCUAUACGACAAAGGCAUCCUCCUUUCUAUUGAUCAAUAUUCCCCUCGCCAGUUUGACAAAUUACAAUUGACAAUGUCAUCCAAUACGGCUGGAAUCUUCACCCUGUCGCUGGAAUCGACUUUGCUCGGAAUUGUGACCCGGAUCGCAUCCGAAGACGUUCGAAUGGAGGAUCUUUUGCAAGCCAAAUACGAAAAAAGACCGUCCUUGGCCUUGUUCAACGGCAAAGUGAAGGUUAACUUUGAGCUGUUUCUCUAUCAGAUCAACAAAAAAUUCUACGUUUGAUGACCCUCCUCUGCCCGUCGUUCUGUCCCCUGAUUUUGGCCAUUUGUCUCUGUAUGCACCAUCUGUCUUCCCAUACAUUAUAGCAACUUAGAUACAUUCUGUAACGAUAGGCGACUGAUCACGAUCAUUUGUAUUUAUCCAAAGCACAGCCUCAGGAGCAAAACGAAAGUCACUAUAGUCUAACUUU